AUGGCCUCAAAAAAGGGCUUCCUUUCGAAGGUAAGUUUCAUGUUUGCAUCGUCAAACACCGAUUUGGAGGCAAAAUCCACAGAGGGUGAGAUGGAAUUGGAUGAAGCUGAUGUGUGGAACUGGAACUUAUCCAACAACAACGACACUGUAACAGAGUCAAAGAAGAGACCACAAUCUGGUAAGAAGAAAGUGUGUAAAAAGGUGGAGGGUGGUGGCAGAGUGAACCCUGUGGUGUCAUGCUCAAUGCCAGUGAAUAUUCCUGAUUGGUCCAAGAUUUUGAAGGAUGACUAUGAGGAGCACGAGAAGAGAGAUUUUGUUAGUGACGACGAUGAUAAUGAUGGUGGGGAACGAGUACCCCCUCAUGAGUAUCUUGCUAGAACCAGAGGGGCUUCACUCUCUGUGCAUGAAGGAAAAGGAAGGACCCUCAAAGGUAGAGACUUGCGCAGUGUUAGAAAUGCCAUUUGGAAGAAAUUUGGUUUUGAAGAUUGA
Messenger RNA from Sphenostylis stenocarpa, 489 nucleotides. The record is from the annotation of a GenBank genome assembly. Lineage: Eukaryota; Viridiplantae; Streptophyta; Magnoliopsida; Fabales; Fabaceae.